AUGGAGAAGAUUACGGAUAAGAUCAAUGCCUUGCCUGAUGGCGCCAACUACUUCUCGCUCGAGUUCUUCCCGCCCAAGACGGCAAUGGGAUUUGCAAACCUCCAGACGCGAUUAGAGCGCAUGUCUCAGGCGCUCCGCCCGCUGUUUGUCACCGUCACUUGGGGUGCCGGAGGAUCCACGGCCACAAAGUCGCUCGAGCUGGCCGAGAUUUGCCAGCGCCAACUCGGCCUCACAACAUGCCUCCAUCUGACAUGUACCAAUAUGAAUCGCCAGCUCAUCGACGAGGCGCUCGAGCAGGCUCAAGUGCUGGGCAUAAGGAACAUCCUGGCCCUGAGGGGUGAUGCGCCGCGCAGUGAAGAGUACAGGGAUGAGGAUACGCCGCCGGAACAGGAUUCGAACAAGGACUUUACGUGGGCGGUUGACCUGGUCAGGUACAUUCGGAAGAGCUAUGGCGACUACUUCUGCAUAGGUGUCGCUGCGUAUCCAGAGGGUCACUCGGACCAGAGCCACCCCGAGCAUCAAGAUCCGCUGUUUGACCUGCCGUAUCUUGUCGAGAAGACAAAGGCCGGCGCCGAUUUCAUAAUGACGCAGUUGUUCUACGACGUGGAAGCCUACGACAAGUUUGAGAAGAUGCUCAGGGAGCACGAGAGUGGAGUGUUCAAGACGAUACCCAUAAUACCGGGAUUGAUGCCAAUCCAGUCGUACAAAAUCCUGCUUCGGACUACCAAGCUGUCGCAUGCAAAGCUCCCCGCGGAAAUCCUAGCGCGACUGGACGCAGUCAAGACCGAUGAUGAAUUAGUCAAGCAAGUGGGUGUUCAGAUCAUGGACGAGAUAGUGGAGCAUAUCAAGGCGCGGCCAGAUACUUGCAGGAGAGGCUUCCAUUUCUACACUCUCAACCUGGAAAAGGCCGUCUCGCAUAUUCUGGAAGAUACAAAUCUCAUUCCUAGCACAAUCAUAGAGGAUGGUGAGGUCAUUGUAGAGACAACGCCCGCCAUCAACCUGGAGCCGCCACCCAACGGCUUCGUACCUCACAGACGUCGGUCAUCAGCCGUAAACUCUGGUCCGCGCAACAGAGUGAUAGUAUCACACAUUUCCGCUGCCAGAUCGAGCAACCCUUCGUAUGAAGCGACUGAAGAGGAGGCUGGAGCGCCACGAGGACCAAUCAACACUCGUGCAACUACACUGGCAAUCUCGGAAGGCGAAGGAUCCCUCGGUCGUGAAGCAACGUGGGAUGACUUCCCCAACGGUCGAUGGGGUGAUGCACGUUCGCCCGCUUUCGGUGAGAUUGAUGGCUACGGUCCAACGCUGCACGUCUCUACACCCCAAGCACUCAAGCUCUGGGGCCACCCCGUCGAGAAGAGCGACAUCUCCGCCCUGUUCCGCCGCCACAUCGAAGGAGACCUUGAAGCCAUACCAUGGAGCGAACAGAGUCUCUCGCCUGAAACCAUGACCAUCAGCAAGCAACUGCUGGCUCUGAACGCAAAGGGCUGGUGGACAGUAGCCUCGCAGCCCGCCGUCAACGGCGUCAAAUCCACAGACCCCAUCUUCGGCUGGGGCCCCAAGAACGGCUACGUCUUUCAAAAACCCUUUGUCGAGUUCUUCAUCCCCGCCUCGGAAUUCGCCGCCCUCCAACCCAAACUCGACGCCCACGAACAGGUUACAUACUUUGCCGGCAAUGCUGCCGGUGACUUUGAAGCCAGCCAGGAAGACAGCGUGAACCCCGUGACGUGGGGCACGUUUGCAGGCAAGGAAAUCGUCACGCCUACGAUUAUCGAGGCUGUCAGUUUCAAGAGUUGGCUUGAAGAGGCGUUUAGCAUCUGGCAGGAGUGGCAGAGGAUUUACCCCCCGAGAAGCGCAUCGAGCACGCUGUUGGGUUCGCUGAGACGCGACUACUGGCUUAUCAAUGUCAUUUGGGGUGAUUUUGUCAAUGGCGAGGGGCUCUGGGAGUUUUUGGGACAGUAGCGCCAUCAUGUUGAUUCUGUGAGCGGAGUGACUGGUCAACCAUGUAUCUGUAAAUAUAGAUGCAGGAAAGGGGGAUAGUGUCUCUGUUAGUACAAAUUCG
Messenger RNA from Exserohilum turcica Et28A, 2062 nucleotides. RefSeq lists its product as uncharacterized. Gene Ontology annotation, molecular function: methylenetetrahydrofolate reductase [NAD(P)H] activity; FAD binding. NCBI's taxonomy places the organism in Eukaryota, Fungi, Ascomycota, Dothideomycetes, Pleosporales, Pleosporaceae. The record is from RefSeq and is a predicted model, not a curated record. The transcript is spliced from 2 exons. Gene Ontology annotation, cellular component: cytosol. Gene Ontology annotation, biological process: tetrahydrofolate interconversion. The coding region runs from base 1 to 1962 and encodes 653 amino acids.